Racocetra persica is the source of this 768-nucleotide messenger RNA. NCBI's taxonomy places the organism in Eukaryota, Fungi, Glomeromycota, Glomeromycetes, Diversisporales, Gigasporaceae. The record is from the annotation of a GenBank genome assembly.
AUGGAAGUAUUCCCCGUCCCUGGCUCAGCCGCACAAUUACAACUUGUUCCCGCUGGACGCGCAUAUGGACAACAAACUUAUGAGCCAGUGCACAAAUGCUACCCCUGCGGGCACGUUCAUUCUUGCCAAGAUUGCAAUCGUGUAUUACUUUUUCGUCAAGCCUUAGGGCCACAAGAAACGAAAUUCUUUGAACCAAUGAUCCUAAGCAAUUCCAAAUCUAUUGGUAGAAAAUAUCGAAGGAUGGAAAUUGAACCCUAUUUUCGCAGAAACGUACCCAAAAACGUGGGAAUUUCGCAAGAUGAGAUUCUAGAGCGCACUCUUGCUAAUCCAAGCCUCAGCAUUAUAGAAAUUGUUAACCAGAUUGCUGUUGAGAAUGAUGAAGCCCGUGAGAGGGCCUUGUUAGCAGGUGAUUCUAUGUAUCAUAGUAUGAGGCAAAAUAAAUAUCAGGAUGAGACAAAUAUUCAGGAAGAAGGUCCAAGUAUUUUAGCACAGCAGGGUAUGCCAUCAGCGCUUACCGAAAUUGCUGUGCAACCUUCACAAAAUAUACAUGUUAAUCAGACUAGUGAGGUAGCGACGACUUCCUCGUCAGCUCAACAAUCCACUACCCAAGAACCAGCUGUCAGUUCUCAGACGCCUUCUAUGACACAAUCGACCGCAUCUGGUGCUCAAUUUACACUUAUCGAUCCUUCAUUAGGUUUUAAAAAGGCAACUAUUAAGUAUGCUUUGCCUAAAAAACCUGACACUGGUUAUAAGCCACGGCCUAAUCCU